AUGAAUAAGAAUUUAACGAUGGUAAAUACCUCGUUUGCGUAGAUUUAAGAAUUCUGUAUAAGACAUUCUUCAAAUAGUACUACUUUGUCCAAUGUUAAUAUAUAAAUUGAAAAUUCUUGCAGGUAAUUCGUAAUGAAACGAAUUUAAACUGGUCAGAUUUAAUAUAAGUCAUAAACAAGUAAAUGGAUUCUAGUAAAUCGUAAUGUCUUGUUUGUAUUAUGGAUGAAUUAAUGAAUUUGCUUUGCUCAAUGAGAAUUUAAUAUUUUGCAUUAAUAAUUGCACGUACGAUGAAAUAGAAAAUAAAACGUGCCGAGUGAGAAGAAUAGCAAACGUGUAAGUGAUAAAUAUUACGAUAAAUAAUACAAUAUAAUAAACAAUAUAUUAAUAUAACAAAUUUUUUAUUUAAUUAUUUUCUAUUUGUAAUGCUAAGUAAGUAAUAAUUAAUUAAAUAGCAAAUUGUAUACAACAUUUUAGUUGGAUAAUUUUCGUUUUUCCAUAGUUGAUAAUAGAGACAACGUUAAGUAAAUACAACAUAAUAUACAUGUAUAUAUUUUCAUUAAUUUACAAUUAUUACAGAAUGUUUUAUGUAUCCAUAUACGUACAUAGAAUAAUCCCAACUUCAAAAUGUUGGAAAUUAUAUUGUACUAUAAAAAGAUGCGUGUGUUUGUAGCAUUAUACGUCGAAGAAAAUAAAAAUCGAAAUAAAUUAAUAUUAAAUCAACAGACUACAUUUUCAUCUCUGUGCUUAAAAAUUCUGUUAUUAUUACAAAUAUUAUAUUAAUGUAUUAAAUUUUAAAUCUUUCACAUUUAUCAUCUUAUCUAAUGUUGGCUUUAUGUAGUAACAUAAAUUACUCGAUUAUUUGUUGUAAUAAAAGCUCUUCUUUUUACACUACUAAUUCUUAUCCUUAUAUUUUAAUACUAAAUGAGCGGCGACGUCCCUGCUCUUAAAAAUAAUCGGUCGCUAUAGUAUCGAUAGAACGAACUCGUUGGAUGAAAGACAUUUUUUGAUAACAAAUUGAAAAAAGAAUUUACAGAUAUCUUUAAACUACGUUAAGUUAUAAAAUAUUUGUCAUUAUGUUCGUAUCAUGUCAGUUUUAUGAGAAUCCAUUCAUUAUGGAAUUGAAAAAUAAACUACUACUAAUGUUUUUAUAAUUAUAUCUCGAGCUUUUAUUAUUAUUAUUGUUGUUGCUGUUGUUGUUGUUGUUAUUCCAACUGAAUCACUAGUAAAUUCUUGAUUUCUUUCUUCCUUUUCCAAGUAUUACUCAUUAUUUGCAAAAGCAUCGUUCAAUGCAAUUGCAAUGCAGUUACAGUGUUGUAAGAUUGGAGAAGGAAUUGUACCGACCAAAAUCACAUGUAAAGUCUGCAGAGUGCAACGUCUCAAAUGACAAAAGUCCAUUGUUUUUCAACCAGUUUGAAGAGUUAUCCCUCUGCGAGCGGGGGUGUGACCCAACCGUACUUGAACAAGAUACGAUAGAUGGACACGGUAAACAAGAUAUGCACCUGCGUUGGAUUACUAGCAGACUUUUUCGAGACAGACUUAAAGAAACAAUUUCCAUGAUUAGAGUUGCUAGCACCGGGGUUAUCAGACAACGGGGAGGCAUCGGUCGGAGUAACCGCAUCCGGACGAUGAUGUCUACUUAGAAGCCUUCUCGAGGGAGAGCUGGUCGAACUGCCAGCUCCAUCUUGUUCCGAUAUCUUCUCCGACGAUCGAAAGAAUUUCCGAAAGGCAGCUACCACCUUCUCCUUCGACCUCGUAGACAUGGUUCCCCCAGCUUUCUCAACACGCUGUUCGUUAAAAAUUUUCCAUCAAUUUUUAAGUCUCACAGUUUUUACCAAACUUAACAUUUCGGCAAUUACAAUUUCCAACACCGAGUUUUCUUUCGCCGAAUAUUAUAAUUACAGUGUAGUAUAUAUUAAGCGAUGAAAACUUUACGGUUAUACAGUUACGUGAUACUUCGUUAAUUAUAUGCUUUACAUAUUUUGAUCGAUAAGUUAUUGAACUUUUUAACAAAAUAUAUACUUGAGCUAAACGUGAAAGGAUAUGCUUUUUUCUUUAAUCACGUACGUACAAGCUAAUUCAAAUUAACUAAAAUUAUGCACAUAUACACAAGUCUACCAAUUUCUAAUAACAAUUUCUAAUACAAAUUAAACCAAGCUUUUGGCAACAUCUUGAAGAAAAGAGAUAAUCACAUCUUUGCGAUGUGAACGAACAAACGAAUGGAUGUUUCAUCUCUGUUUUAUAUAUAAAUAAUUGUUAUGUUACAUAAAUAAAUAAACGAAUUAUUAGAAUGAUACGAUACCAUUUUUUUAAAACAUCAACUAGCAAAUCUUCGUCUGAUUUUACAAUACACAAGCCUGUCCUCGGUCAACGGCAGAACCACCAACUAUCCAAUAACUUGUAAACGAGAUAUACUGUAUACAAUUCAUUUCGUAACGUCACGCCCCUUUCUCCUUUAAAAAAAAUGCAAACAAGCUUUCCUAAAAUUUCAAUUAAAAUGCGUCUCCUUCGAUCGAAAUGUGUGACACACAGUGAAAGAGAGAGAGAAGAGUAGAACAGAGGGAACGCAAGAGGAAGUUCACCUGUGACAGUGGAAAGUGCGGAAAAAGAAGGUUCUGGUGCGAAGUUCAGCAUCCGCGGCAGUUUGCGUUAACGUGAACACUGUAUCCGCUCAAUUGCACCACUCACCCUUUCCUCCCUUUUCAGGGAUCAGAGGCAAUUACGUGUGGGUGUAGUCGAUCGUUUGCGAAUCAUGUUAAGUCGGCCACCAACACGCCCGCAAUACGCGAAUAAUUCGGAGAAAAAUGCGAUAGAUUUGCUGUUGUUCAAGAGCACGAUGCACGAAGGACACUAUGAUCGCGACAGAACACGGCGCAGUCUCCACCCUUGGUUGAACUGACCGGGCGCGUAGUUCGGAAGGGUUGCUAAUCGCUAACUGUAUUGGCCAGGGCCGUCUUAACCUGUUCAACGUCAACGUCUCAUUACGAUGCGAACAUUCCUAUUUUCCUUCCUUUUUUCCCCUUUCUUUUUCGAAAUUUUAUGAAAAACUUGUAAGUAUUAACGGCACGCCAAUAUUAGUAUUGAGGUACAUACAGAUUAAGUACAUAUAUAUGUUUCAAUAUUUUUGUUGAAAAUUGGCAAAAGUAAUAAUUAAUGACCUGUGAAUCACAAUUUCAUUUGUACGUCAGAAAUAAUGUUAACGAAAAAGAUAUGAAAAAGCAAUUAAAUUACCUUGUAUGUGCAUAUGUUCCCGAGUGUCUUAAUUGCUAUUUGAGGUUACGUUGGCAAAUUUGGUCGCGUUGUCGCAUUGAAAGAAAUUUUAUUUUGUUAUUAUGUUUUCGUUAUUAUUUAUUAAUAUACUGGUAUCUUUCUAUUAUAUGCUAUUACACGUACUAGUAUCUUGUGUGAUUUAAAAAGAUCAUUACUAUUAAUUAUUAAUAGCAAUUAUUAUUUAGUACAAUAACAAUUUAUAUAUAUGUUCGAAAUCGAGUUUGCUGCAGAUAUCCUAAAUAAACUAUCAGAAAAAACAUCAAUGAUUAAUUUUAUCCAAUCACAAAAGAUGUAUUUUUAUUAGCAAUAAGUGUAUUUUAUAGGUUGCAUUUAGGUUAGAUUAGUUUCAAGAAAUGAAGAAUUAAAAUCAAGAUGAAAUUAAUAUUUCUUUUUCAAGAUUCCCUGUUAACAUUGAAUGAAUAUAACGUGAUAUUGCCAGAUGUUAUAGGUUGCGCAGGGAUAGAUUGUAACUGGGCAACCUUUUAG
This is a messenger RNA of Heterotrigona itama, 3753 nucleotides long. The record is from the annotation of a GenBank genome assembly. NCBI's taxonomy places the organism in Eukaryota, Metazoa, Arthropoda, Insecta, Hymenoptera, Apidae.